AAAGCAAAGGCCCACGCUUAGAGUCUUAGACAAAGGGAAACUGAUCGAGAGAAAAAAAAAUACAAAAAGAGUUGUGGACUGAAAAUGCGCAUCGUCAUUCAUAGUGAUACAUGCGCACUAUUAGACAAAUAAAAACAUCCCACGAAAAAAUGAAACAAUUAAUGGUUCUUGCUUUACUUUCCUGACUUUCUGUUUUGAUUUGUCAGUGGAAUAAAGAGAAAUAGAAAAUGGGCCCUAUCAUCCAUCCUAGUUGCUUGUGGAGAACUUUCUGCCAGCUAGUAUACUCCUCCACCCGUGGGAGGCAGAAGCGGGAGGCUUAACAGAAAGGAAUGAAUCCGAGUGGCAGUACUUCCCCGUGGAAGGCAGAAGCGGGAGGCUUAACAGAAAGGAAUGUCAAGACAUCGGAAAAGGUUAAAACUUUCUUCUGGAAAACAUAUCAUCAAGGUCUCCCAGUUGGAGAACAGUUUGCGAUUAAAAACAUCCACCUCAGCCCUCUCUGCCGUCGCUGCAACGGCACUGAAUCCAUUACACAUCUGCUGUUCUAUUGCCCCUACGCUUCACAGGUAUGGGCACUUGCUCCUCUCUCCUCACCAAUUGAUACAGGAGACAUCACCUCUACGCUGGAGGGAUGGGAGAGAGUUAGAAAGCUACAAUCUCUGCCCCCAGUGGGUCUCGAAACCGGCACUCUGGCAGCGUCGAUUGUAUGGAAUAUCUGGAUUGCAAGAAAUCAUCUUCUAUUCCAAAAUCGCGACUUCUCCCCAGAAGAAACCAUCCUAAAAGCCAUUACUGAUGCAAGAGAAUGGCUCCUGGCGCAGCCACCCAUGAAGAUCCCUCAGUCGAAGCCUUUGAUCAUGCUCGAACCAAACCCUAUGCGAUCUGGAGUAACCAUAUACGCAGAUGCUGCUUGGAAUCCAUCUUCGGAAUCUGCAGGAUUCGGUUGGAUCAUUGAUGAUCGGGUUUCGGCUACCAACCAUUCGGCGACCUCUUUGCAUGUCUCGUCGCCUCUUAUAGCAGAAGCCUUGGCUGUUAGAUCAGCCUUAACCUUUGCCCUCUCUUGCGGAUUUAACUCCAUCACGCUACUCUCAGAUUCUCAAUCUCUCAUCUCGAUAAUCAACAAGAAGGAAUUGCAGUUGGAGAUAUUCAAUAUCAUCCGUGAUAUCUACCAUCUCUCUGUUUCAUUUAUUUCAAUCACGUUUAGUUUCAUUCCUAAAUCGACUAAUGCCAAUGCCGAUCAUGUAGCCAAACAAGCAUUAUGGGCUUUAAACCCAGUGUGAGGCCCAAUCGUUUUCAAUGAAAAGUUAUGGUUUGGCAAAAAAAAAAAUGGGCCCAUCUUCGCCAUAGGCAAACGACCUCUUCCUCUUCAACCUCAUACCUCUGUGCCCAUCAUUGCCACGAAGAAUCUCCCUCUCUCUCUCUCUCUCUCUCUCUCUCUCUCUAGAAGAAGAAACAUCUCCUUAGUGUGUCUCUCUUUCAACCAUCUUUACCUUUUUGGUUCUUAGAAAAAGAGAAAAGAACGAAAUAAACAAAACCCAGAGGAUAUAUAUAUAUUCCAAGAAGAGAAACCGAGUGCUAGGUUUUUAUUUAUGGGCAUGCAUUUGUAACGUACAAGAGAAUAAAGUUUGCUGUUUUUCAUUUUUCAUUAUAUAUAGUAAUCUUUUUCUUUUGUUUUGUGCGUUGUUGAGAAUAAUGGGUAACUGUUGGUGUAGUUCUGAGCCUUUUAAUCACAAAGUUUCUGCAAACGCUAAAUCAGAAUCACCUAAAGACCAGAGUGCAACAGAAGAAGGGACGUAUAUUAAAGAAGUUCAAAAGCUGCCAUCAAACCCAAAAGAAGUAGAAGAUCUAAGACGUGACUCAGCUGCGAAUCCUCUGACAGCUUUCACAUACGAUGAGCUUAAAAACAUUACAGGUAACUUCAGACUAGACCGAGUUCUCGGUGGUGGUGGUUUUGGAAGUGUCUACAAAGGUUUUAUUAAAGAGGAUUUGGGCGAUGAUCAAAAAGUUCCUCAACCACUCCCUGUAGCAGUAAAAGUUCACGACGGCGAUAAUAGCUAUCAGGGUCACAGAGAAUGGCUGGCAGAGGUGAUAUUCUUGGGGCAUCUUUCACAUCCAAACUUGGUGAAAUUGGUCGGUUAUUGCUGUGAGGAUAAUCAUAGGGUGCUAAUCUACGAGUACAUGGCUCGUGGUAGCGUGGAGAACAAUCUUUUCUCAAGAGUCUUGCUUCCUCUUUCAUGGGCCAUUAGAAUGAAGAUUGCAUUUGGUGCAGCCAAAGGACUAGCCUUCCUCCAUGAAGCAGAGAAGCCAGUCAUUUAUCGCGAUUUCAAAACCUCCAACAUUCUUCUAGACAUGGAAUACAAUGCGAAGUUAUCUGACUUUGGACUCGCUAAAGACGGUCCUGUAGGAGAUAAAUCUCACGUUUCCACACGUAUAAUGGGAACCUACGGCUAUGCAGCUCCUGAAUACAUCAUGACAGGUCAUUUGACACCAGGGAGUGAUGUGUACAGCUUCGGUGUAGUUCUUCUAGAGCUUCUCACAGGGAGAAAAUCGUUAGACAAGUCACGGCCUACACGUGAGCAAAACCUCAUAGACUGGGCUCUUCCACUGCUGAAAGAGAAGAAGAAAGUGUUGAACAUUGUAGACCCGAGAAUGAACUGCGAAUACCCUGUUAAGUCGGUUCAGAAGGCUGCGAUGUUAGCUUACCAUUGCCUUAACCGGAACCCUAAGGCUCGGCCCUUGAUGCGUGACAUUGUGGAUUCUUUGGAGCCUCUUCAGGCAACAGAAGAUGAAGCCUUACUUGUCCCCACUGUUCAAAAAGCAGUUAUCACCAUUAUAGACGAAUUUCCUAAGAAUGGGUUGAAGAAAGUUGAAGAACUGAAGAAGGUUGAAGAUGUGAAGAAGGUUAUUGAAGAUGAUAAGUCACAGUGUAAUUAGAUCACUUGGUUUCUUUUAUUUUCUUUAACAUACAGAUUCAAAGUCAAAAUUAGAUUGUGUUUGUGUGUAUCUUACAAAAUACAGAUUAAAGGUUUGAUUGGUUGAAGCUAUAGCUUUCUAU
This is a messenger RNA of Raphanus sativus (radish), 3049 nucleotides long. RefSeq names its product probable serine/threonine-protein kinase PBL16. The coding region runs from base 1687 to 2928 and encodes 413 amino acids. The transcript is spliced from 6 exons. NCBI's taxonomy places the organism in Eukaryota, Viridiplantae, Streptophyta, Magnoliopsida, Brassicales, Brassicaceae. Gene Ontology annotation, biological process: protein phosphorylation. The record is from RefSeq and is a predicted model, not a curated record. Gene Ontology annotation, molecular function: ATP binding; protein kinase activity.